This is a messenger RNA of Pyrgilauda ruficollis (rufous-necked snowfinch), 1672 nucleotides long. RefSeq names its product MPN domain containing (gene MPND). The coding region runs from base 19 to 1479 and encodes 486 amino acids. NCBI's taxonomy places the organism in Eukaryota, Metazoa, Chordata, Aves, Passeriformes, Passeridae. Gene Ontology annotation, biological process: double-strand break repair. The record is from RefSeq and is a predicted model, not a curated record. Gene Ontology annotation, cellular component: BRISC complex; BRCA1-A complex. The transcript is spliced from 13 exons. Gene Ontology annotation, molecular function: polyubiquitin modification-dependent protein binding; metallopeptidase activity.
GAGCGGCGGGAGCGGAGCAUGGCAGCGCUGGCGGCCGCCUCCCCCGGCGGGGACGAGUGUCUGGAGGAGGAUGAGGAUGAGCUGGAGCCGGGGCUGGACGAGGCGGAGGCCGAGCCGGAGGUCGGGAGCGGCGCGAAGGCGGCGGGGGCGGCCCGGGGGGCGCUGCUGACCCGCAGGGGCAUCACCCUGAGGGUCCUGCUCCGAGACGGGCUCCUGGAGCCGGGCAGGGGCGUCCUGUCCAUCUACUACCUGGGCAAGAAGUUCGUGGGGGACCUGGGCUCGGACGGGACCAUCACGUGGCAGGAGACGGGGCAGGUGUUCAACUCACCGAGCGCCUGGGCCACGCACUGCAAGCGCCUGGUGAACCCCGCCAAGAAGUCGGGCUGCGGCUGGGCGUCCGUGCGCUACAAGGGCCAGAAGCUGGACCAGUACAAGGCCGCGUGGCUGCGCAAGCACCAGCCCAACGUGCCGCCCCCCGAGGAGAGCUUGGCCAGCGAGGGCGAGGAGGAGGAGCUGCCCGAGGAGGAGGAGGAGGAGGCGGCGAGGGAGGGUCGGGUGGCGGCGCCGGAGCCGGCGGCUCCCAAAAAGCCGGAGGAGAGGAGCAAGAAGCAGCAGGGCAAGAGCCUGGCGGAGCCGGCGGGGACGGAUCCCGGGAAGAGGCUGGAGAUGAAACCCCGGGUGCCCGUCCGCUACUGCACCCUGGGCACCCGCGACUCGGCCAGGAACCCCCAGACCCUGGUGGAGGUGACGUCCUUUGCCGCCAUCAACAAAUUCCAGCCCUUCAACGUGGCCAUCUCCAGCAACGUGCUGCUGCUCCUGGAUUUCCACAGCCACCUGACGCGGAGCGAAGUGGUGGGGUACCUGGGGGGGCGGUGGGACACCAACACCCAGCUGCUGACGGUGCUUCGAGCCUUCCCGUGCCGGACCCGCCUGGGCGACGCCGAAGCCGCGGGCGCUGUGGAGGAGGAGAUCUGCCAGAGCCUGUUCCUGCGGGGGCUGUCGCUGGUGGGGUGGUACCACAGCCACCCCUUCGGGCCCGCGCUGCCGUCCCUGCACGACAUCGACGCGCAGAUGGAUUACCAGCUCAAGCUGCAGGGCAGCGGCAACGGCUUCCAGCCCUGCCUGGGGCUCAUCUGCGGGCCCUUCUACCACGGCAACCCCGGCGCGGAGUCCAAAAUCGCGCCCUUCUGGGUGAUGCCGCCGCCAGAGCAACGGCCCAACGACUACGGGAUCCCCAUGGAGGUGGAGGUCACCUACAUCCAGGACGGGUUCCUCACCAACGACGUCGUGCAGGAGAUGACGCUGCUGGUGGAGUUCUAUAAGGGAGCCCCCGACCUGGUGAAGUUCCAGGAGCUGUGGAGUCAGGACCAGACCUACCUGGACAAGCUGAAGGGCUCCCUGGCCUCCCGCACCCCCAAAGACCAGAGCUUCACCCACGUCCUGGAGCAGAUCUUCAGCCUGCUCAGGCUCAGCGGGUGAGGGCCCGGGGCUCCUCGACUCGGACCAGGCGCCUCCCGCAGCCCGGGCGGGGCUCGCAGCCCCGGGGCUCUCCCGGCCCCGGCUCGGGGCAGCUCCCGGAGCUCCCCGCGACCCCCCGGCCCCGCCCUGCCCCGGGGGCGGCCGUGCCGGGGGGGACUCCGUGGGUCAGUGGUUUGUGGAAGUGGUAGUUUGA